CCCCCGUGCAGGGCGACAGCCCACUCCUCCUCUUCCUCCGCAGGGCGACCAUGGCCGAGUUCACGCGCCCGCGGGGCAAGCGGCAGGAGGACAGCGGACUGGGCAACGUCCUCGACCUGCUGCUGGCCAACGCCAGGCUGGUGCUAGGCGUCACUGGCGCGGCCGUGCUGGCCAUCGCCACGCUGGCCGUCAAGCGGCUGAUAGAUCGAGCCACCAGUCCUCGCGAUGAAGGCGAUCCCAAAGCUGAACAGAAGACCCUGGAGGAGAGUUGGCAGGACUUAGCUUUGAUUAAAGCAACACCAAAACCCCCCAAGAAGCAGAGAAGGGAAGACCUCAGCGAACCUCUGCUCUCUCCGGCUCUGCCGCUGGUGCCAGAGCUCAGGGUCUGCUCUGCCCCUCCAGAGACUCCCCAGGUCGAAUCCAGCUCUCCGUGCUGCCUCACGCUGCAGGAGAAGCUCCUCUCCUACUACAGCAGCCGGCUCACCGUCCCUGAGACACAAGCAUCUGUCUCCCUGCAGCUGGCCAGGAGCAUCUGCACCCAAUUACAGAACUUUCUGCGGAGCAAGUGCCCAGAGCUGCCCUUUGGCAGCCUCUUCCUCAGUGGUCCCCUGCUCGAUGGCCUUGGGGCGCUGGCGGCCGACCACAUCCACCUCAUGCUGCCAGUGGUCCUUGAUGCCACACUCUGGAGCCUCAUCCCAGGAGAGGACACUGUGGUGAGGAACCCCCAGUACUGGCUGAUCAAGAGGACUGAUCUGGAGUAUUUUCCUCGUGGGCGCAGCCCUUGGGACAGGUUCAUCGUGGGCCGGUAUCUCUCCUCCAACAUGCUCAAUGAGACCCUCCACAAGAUGCUGGUGGCCUCCAUCAACUGGCCUGCCAUAGGCAGUCUGCUGGGGAGUGUCAUCCACCCCGUUGUGGCCUCCCAGGAGCUGAAACUGGAAGUCAAAUAUGAUCAGAUAAAGCUGAGCAUCACCCUGUUCCCAGUGGUGGAAAUGGAGGACAAGGUUCUCCUGGCUGCUCCUCCUGAAGGACUGGUGGAAAACCUCUGGCUUGAGAGUUUUUACAGGGCAGAGGUCUCAAAGGUGAAGGAGCUGGAUGCUGGUGACUCUGGGGCUAGGCAGCGCUGCCUCUGCAUUCUGAACAGCAUCUGCAAGAGCCAUCCUGCCCUGCACAAACUGAGUGGCAGCCCCUUGACCCACGUUGUCCUUCACCUCAGUGCCACCAGUUUGGACUGGGCAGAAGAAAGCCUUGCUGACAUGUUCCAGCAGCUGCUCGAGGAGCUGGUAGGCUACCUGGAGAAAGGGGUCCUGCCUUCCUAUUUCAACCCCAAAAUCAACCUCUUCUGCGAUCUGUUGGAAGAGGAGAUCGAUGAGAUGGGCUUCAUGCUCUACAGGGCCAUAUCGGAGCCAGAACUCCUGCUGAAGGAGAAAUGACUGGUGCGUGGGGAGCUCCCAAAUGUAGGGUGUUCCUCGCCCAUCUGCUGCUCCCCACUGUGAGGGUUGCAAUGCUUCUAGUUGACUAGUCAGUAAGAGGCAAAGUUCUUGCACUUUAUAAGAAAAAAAUAAUAAUUUCCUGUCUGAAUAAAACGUGCCUGAAUCGAGGUGGGUGCUGGCCUGAGGAGCCUUUGGCUGGGAGGCUCUGCUGAACCCAGGGCGAGUGCAGCCCACACCUCAAGUUACCUACAGGUGAGUCCCGCCAAUGGGAGCCAACGUGAAGCAUGUUUGGUCUCUGGUUCCCAGUGUCCUCUGCCUGUCCCAGCUGCCAGGCUUCCCUUGUGCUCUGAGACCAGUGGGGGAGCUGAAGGGGAGCAGUUUCUUGCUGCUGCUGCAUCCAGCAGACCCCACGGGUGCAGUGUCCUGGGUGGGUCCUUUCACCAGCACCCAACUUGGUCUUAUUGUGCCAUGCUCCCAGGCCAGCUUUUGGGACAGAGUGGGAGCCUCAUCUGUCUUUAGGAUAUUUCCAAGCUGAAAUAAAGCCCCAGCGAUGACCUGGGUGGUUGUCUGGGCGCUUGAAGGUAGAGCCAUAGCAAACGGGGCUGUGAGUUUACUCUCUGGAAACCCUUUCAGCUGCUAAAAGGGGUGAACUUAGCCCUACCUCUUCAUUCUGCCAGCAUCGGCUCUGCCCCGAGGAAAGGGCGUGCUUCCAGCAUGGCACUGGGGCUUCGUGGUUCUUGUCCAACACAGUGUUUUUCCAGAAGAUACUCCAAAAUAGGCAGUGGUGAAAGAGAGCUGCAGGCUGCCAGGAGGCUCCUGGUAUCAGUCCCUCGGUGGAGGCUGUAGCAGGGCUGCGUGUGCCCUCCCUGACGGAUGGGUCGCUGCCAGUGUCUGUCUGCGGGUGCUUGCUGCUCUGCAGCAAACCACAGUGUCUCCAGUCUGCCCAGUGACCUUUUCACACACAUAUUGCUGCUGUUCUGAGGUCCUGCUCCCCUGGAGCCCCGUGGUGUGGGGCAGGAAAGGAGGACAGGAAUGAUGCUCUGAGCAGAGUGCUUGCAAGAACUGAAGCGGUUUAUGCUUUUUAUUAAGAAUGUAUGUUGAGUUUGAGUAUUUUGUUUUUGUUUUUUUGGUUUUUUUUUUUGAGUGGCUGCUAGUAGGCAUUGGUUCUGGCUGUGGUCCCAAGGAGAAGGAAUAUAUUAUUAUAUUUAAUGAGAAGAGCUGUUUUUUGCACACUGGUGGAGUUGAGAGAAAUCCUAUGAACUUCAAUGUGAGCAGCUGUUGUGGUUUAGUUUUCUUUACUGCUGUAAUCUUGUUUAUGGGAAGAAGAUAAACCCUAUCUGAAAACCACUUAGUUUGUUCCUCCAAACCACUUCCCAGGUGCUAGCAAUGAGAAUAAACCCUCCCUGUGUCUACUAGUU
This is a messenger RNA of Athene cunicularia (burrowing owl), 2848 nucleotides long. It is a transcript of the gene MIEF2, whose product is annotated as mitochondrial elongation factor 2. Gene Ontology annotation, cellular component: mitochondrial outer membrane. Bases 51 to 1430 code for a protein of 459 amino acids. The transcript has 3 exons. The record is from RefSeq and is a predicted model, not a curated record. Gene Ontology annotation, biological process: positive regulation of mitochondrial fission; mitochondrion organization. NCBI's taxonomy places the organism in Eukaryota, Metazoa, Chordata, Aves, Strigiformes, Strigidae.